CUCGCCAUCCUCGCAGAGAAGGAUUUAGUCACAAUAAUAAAUCUGUCCCUGCGCUGUAGCAGUGGGGAGCGGUUCCAUCUCAUCCCGUCACUCCGAGCCCCUGUUCCAAGUCCCUCCCUACUCUCCUGGAGCUCCUGUAGGCACUGGAAGGGGCUCUGAGGUCUCCGCAGCCUUCUCCAGGCGGCCAUCCCCAGUUUUCCCAGCCUGGCUCCAGGGCAGGGAGCUCAGCCCCCGCGACAUCUCCAUGGCCUCCUCUGGAGCCACUCCAGCUGCUCCGUGUCCUUCUCACGCUGCAGCUGGACACAGCUCCAGGUGGGUCUCACCAGAGCAGAGCAGAGACGGUGAUCUUUUCACACCCCAAAGGAGGUUUCUCUUCAGUCUCAUGUCCACUAAGGGUCCUGACAAGAAUGGACAUUCCCGUGCUGUGGGAUCAGCAGGAGAGCACGAGGUCUGUGGAUGCUCUGCUGUGUGCGAGGAGGGCAGAGCUGGCAUCAGCAAACCACUGCCAGUCUGCUGCUGGAUCAGCCCAAAGAAGCACCAGAGCCAGCCUGGCCUGUGGCAUGAAUUCCCCAUCCUCAGCCCGGGAUCCAUCCCCGCACAGCGCUGCAGUCUGUCCCUGCCCACUGCUCGCCAGGAAACCCCUGCCCACGAGGCUGUGCCACUGCUCUGCUCACGAUAAAAACCCCACUUUUUUUAUCCGCCUGCAGCAGCUGGAGGGGAGCUCUGCUGGGAGGGCAGGGAGGAGGCUGCCUGUGCUCCCGGCACAGCCAGGGUGCUCGGAGAGCGUGUGGCAGGGUUUUUCACCACCUGAAACUCAACAGGUUUCCCUGGGAAAAGGCAGGAGUGAAAGGUGCAGUGUGUGGCUCUCACCCUCACCGUGACUGACACUGAGCUUGCGUCCCAGAAGGAAAGUCGGAGCAUCCCAUCUUGCUUUUGCCAUUCAGCAUCACCAGUGGAGUGGAAUAUUCCCCUGGGCAGCAGAAAAGCAGCGUUCCCAGGCGGCGGGCUGAGCUCUGUCCCCUCCCUGGCGAUGCUCUCUGCCCGUGUCUCUGUACAUCCCCCUGCCCGAAGCCCUGCGGAGUGCGGGCACCUCGCUGCAGAGGCUCGGGGUGCUCUUGCCCUGGGCCUUGGGGACAAGCGGGUGCCUGCGAGCCCUGCUGUGGCAGGAGAGUCAUAGUGUAGUUAAUAAUCUUUUAUUAACGACUAUGAAGUGAAAUGUCCCCGCGGUCCCUCCCUGAGACCUUCGGGUUCAGUUCCAGAGGCACUCCCCCAGCGGAUCCCCAUUGUGGGUGGGAUGAGACGGAGUGUAUUCUUAUUUUUUCCUGCAAACCGUCCUGCCGUGCUUUGCGUUUCCUUCCUUCCUCUUCCUCCUAUCCCCUUCCCCUCCUUCUCCUCCCCUGCCGUCCCCCGCGGGCCGGGCGGGGCCAGGCGGAGUCUUUUUCUCCCGGCGGGAUCUCCUGGCAGGAGCUGGAGCAGGAGCGGGUUCGGAGUGGGUGCCGGAGCCUGGCAGCGCCGCAGAAUGGACCUCCCUCACCUCACGAGUCCCACCGACCUCCCCAAGCACAUCCUGGAUAUCUGGGUCAUCGUGUUGAUCAUCCUGGCCACCAUCCUCAUCAUGACAGUGCUGGUGCUGUGCCCGGCCACUGCUGUCAUCAUCUACCGGGUCCGAACACACCCCACGCGCAACAGCAUCGUGUGAGCCACGGGCACUGGGGGACGGCCACCUCGCUGAGCUGGGGGCUACAGCCAUGGGACCCCGUGCCAGGCACCUUGACAGGGCACCCUGAGAGCUGGAGCCUGGGCAGGAGCUGGGGUGGGCCAGUGCCCAGAGCUGCUCCUGUACUCGGCUCUCACUGCUCAUUUUGCCCACUGAGCACUCAGGGACUGUGGGGGAAAUGACAGCGUGGGCAGCAGUGGCGAGAGGUGUGACUUUGAGGACACGUCCAGCUGGAAAUAUCUCACUCCCAUGAGGGAGGCAGGCUGGGUUCACCUUCACUGUCUCCUCCCAGGCAAGCAGCAAGGAGUGGAAAUGUCUGAAAAAGUUAUCUCUUCUUUGGAGUCCCAGCUGUCAAGGUGGUUGGGGAAAAAAGAGUCAAAGCAAGAUGGAUGUGGCUUCUGGUUGUGCAUUUAGUGCUUGGCUAAAAGCAUCAGUGACAAAGCCUGUGCUGGCUGCACAGCAGACGUGCAGCUGGCACCAGCUUCUCCUCUACCCAUUAUCUGCUGAAAUGGUAGGAAAAUCCUGCAGGGCUCUUGGCUCCUCUGGGUCUUGUGGGGCAGAGGAGUGUGUGCAGUUCCUGCCAGCCCUCCUGUCUGCACUCCCCACUCCUGACAGUGAGAGCUCCCACUGUUUGCCCAGCACACAGCCCUGCUGGGGAGUCCGUGCAUGCCUCACCUGGGCAGGUGAAGCGGGAGGAGCAGGUUUGUGCCCAGCCAGUGGCAAGGGAUCAUGUAAGCUCUUGUAUUGCCCUUUGUUAUGAAAUAAAUGGACUUUAUCCUUCA
This is a messenger RNA of Taeniopygia guttata (zebra finch), 2499 nucleotides long. RefSeq names its product small integral membrane protein 3 (gene SMIM3). NCBI's taxonomy places the organism in Eukaryota, Metazoa, Chordata, Aves, Passeriformes, Estrildidae. The record is from RefSeq and is a predicted model, not a curated record.